AUGGCACAAGUUCUACAAGGAGAUCCGCAAUCGCGAGUAGUGAUGAUGAGAAGCCAGGAAGAAACAGCAUACGCGCCCGAUCCCGCGUGUCACGGCCUCGAGCGCAUUGAUAUUUCUCUCGACAAUGAGGACAGAGUGUUUAUGGGUGGACAAAUACUUACUGGAAAGGUCAUUUUGGAACUUGCCGCACCAAUCGAGGCUCUAGGGAUCCGACUCAGGUGCAGAAGUGACGCACGGGUUUAUUUUACUGAUAGAUCUAUCGGUAUUCGUCGAAAAUUCAGUGCCGAGGAGAGCUAUUUCCUUCUGGAGCCUUAUCUCGUUGGCGAUGGAAAGUCGAAGAGUCAACUGACCAAUGGCAUUUAUCCGUUCAGCAUGGAGCUCCCAGAAAAAACACCAUGCAGUUUCGAAGGUCUUUACGGGCGAAUUCGCUACUCGAUUAGGGCGAUACUACUCAUGUCCAAGGAUAUUGUGUUCUCGACAAAUGCACUACCAUUUACUCUCGCAUCAUUUUGCGAUCUCAAUCAGGACUCACUGGCACCGUUACCUAUUAGCGAGAAUCAAUCCAAGAUCUUUAUUGGACAAAAGGAACCUUUGACAAUAUCUCUAUCGUUACCAGUACGUGGCUUUGUGCCUGGACAGACUGUACCUAUGGAAAUAACUCUUAAAAAUGAAUCCCACAUACGUAUUGCCAAGAUAAGAAUCGUCCUUAAAAAGGUUGUUACAUACAAUGCGAAAGAAAAGUCGAGGAGGCACAAAGAAAUAAUCGUCGAAAUAGCAUUGCCCGUUUCGUCCAAAGAAGAAAUUUAUAAAGAGAAUUUUGACGUACCAUCAAUACCCCCUAGCAGAAUGGAAUUUUGUAAUAUUAUCGAUGUUCGUUAUGCGCUUAAAGUCGAAGCUUGUAUCGACCUUAACGAGUGGUACUACCGCUUAUUGCAGAAAAAUCUCAAAAUUAGAACAACCAUUUUUAUUGGGACAAUACCACUUAAGAAUUACGAGGAUGCCAUUAAUGAAAAUGUUAACGCAUCUAGUGAAUUGAAUAUAAAUGAAAAUAGGUACGUGAAGAGUCAGAUAUAUCGAUCUUCAAAACCGGAAAAAGACGAUCCAACCGGAGAUGAAGAAGAAUGUGACGGAGAGAAUUCACCGUUCUCACCUAUGUAUCGAGUAUAUGCAUUUAAAAAAUUAUCAAAAAAGUAA
Messenger RNA from Ceratosolen solmsi marchali, 1194 nucleotides. RefSeq names its product arrestin domain-containing protein 2. The coding region runs from base 1 to 1194 and encodes 397 amino acids. Gene Ontology annotation, biological process: protein transport. Lineage: Eukaryota; Metazoa; Arthropoda; Insecta; Hymenoptera; Agaonidae. The transcript is spliced from 7 exons. The record is from RefSeq and is a predicted model, not a curated record. Gene Ontology annotation, cellular component: cytoplasm.